GAAAGCUGCUAUGCAUGGUUACUCGGUAGAAAUCCCCACUGCGUUCCUUUAGUCCCAGGGACCCAGAUGGCAUCUUGUUCUUCAGCAGUUGACACUUUGGCUGUGGUAGUGUCCACCCCAGCAGAACUCUUUGUAAAGCCUGGGACAGAUGUGAAACUCAGCUGCACAUUUACAUCAUCAGAGGAUGUCAGCAGUGGCACAACUGUUACUUGGAGCUUCCAACCGGAGGGAUCAGCUGUUCUUCCCACUACGUUUUUCCAUUAUUCUGAUGGGAAGGAAUAUCCAGGGAAGGAUACAGAAUUUAAUGGCCGAUGCAGCUGGGCUGGAAACUUAGCUAUGAAAGAUGCAUCGAUCAAGAUAGUAAACAUGCAACUUGAAGACACUGGAACUUAUGUUUGUGAUGUUAAGAACCCUCCUGACAUAGUUACUGAGCCAGGAAAUAUCAAAGUCACAAUUUUGGAGGGAGAAAUACCAACAGGAACAACAGGAACAACAACAGGAACAACAGGAACUACUGGAACCACAGCCACAGCUGCUACCUCUGGAAACAUUUCAUUUAAUGGGCCAUCAUUUUGGCCACUUGCACUUCUGCUGCAUUUUAGCAUCUGUUCCAAGGUCUUUGUUCUGAAAACUAACACCUCUUAAGGUAAUUAUAGUGUUCUCUGCUGUCUUCUUUACUUAGACAUUUAGCAAUGGAGUUGGAAAGGACUUGGGAUGGGUUGCAAUAUAAGACAU
Elgaria multicarinata webbii is the source of this 735-nucleotide messenger RNA. RefSeq names its product myelin protein zero-like protein 1. The coding region runs from base 67 to 645 and encodes 192 amino acids. NCBI's taxonomy places the organism in Eukaryota, Metazoa, Chordata, Lepidosauria, Squamata, Anguidae. Gene Ontology annotation, cellular component: focal adhesion; cell surface; plasma membrane. The transcript has 3 exons. The record is from RefSeq and is a predicted model, not a curated record.